AUGGCUGAAUUUCAGAAAGAAAGCGAUGAAUAUGGUUGUUCAUCAGUAUAUGUACAAUGGCAAAAGGUGAUUAAACUUAUGAUGGCCCAGACAGACCCAAGAGAUGUUAAGAAAAGACAAAAAGAGGUUGAAUUGGGCUGGAAAAUAUUGAGAGAUGAGAAUUGUUGGGAACCAGAAGAGAAAAAAAGGGUUCCAUUAGCGCCGAUUGUUUUUGCUAUGGAACAGAGAAUUGUGCACAAAAUCAAUGAAGUGAAGGGUAAAGGUAAAUGGUAUAGAAAGGAAAAAAGGAUUAAAGACUUAGAAAAAGAAUUGAGAAUGUGGACCAGAAUGGCAUUGGUAACAGCCGCAGCUCAGGCCAUUAGUAAGAAGAACGGGGAAGUUGACAGUGGUGCUGCUGCCAAGCAACAGGAAAUAGAACUAGGAAGCGCUCAGCCAAUACCCCCCGUUCCGCCCACAGCUCCGCCUAUAACUCCUCCUAAAGUAAAACCACUUUACCCCUCCCUCCAUACACCUCCUCCUUAUGAGAAGGAAUCUGUUGUAAUUCCCAUGCAGCAGCCAAUGAUGCAAGUGAAUGGAGGUGAAUUGGACAUAGACAUGGGGGAAUUAAAUGGUCUAAGGAAUGAGUUAGUACAAUUGAGAAACAUAAUUCUAAAACAAGACAUGGCAAACAAAAGGGCCAUCAGUGAAACAGGGAGUGCAAAUAAAAGGGCUCUGAGUGAAAAUAGUGUAACACAACUAGUUGACCAGAGUAAUAAUGGGGGGGAAAAUAGUAGCAGUCACAGACACAAUACUGAUGAUAAGGGAGGAAGUGACUCUGAAAGUGAAGAUGAAAGUGUAGUUAGUGUUUCUUCAUACAGGCGACUGGUACCAACACCAGGAAGACCAAACACGUUAACACUAGCUAAUAACCCACACGAGACCGAGACUGAGGUAAACAUGCCAAUGGAUGUGAAAAUAGAGGGCAAAAUGAUCAUAACACAGGGCUCACCUCCAAUGGCAAGGGCAUCUAUACCACAAGGUAGUGGGCCAGGUAGACAGAAAAAGGGGUUAAGAAAGCCUGCAGGAGAACCAUAUGAUGGGCCAGCGAGCAACACCAGAUCCAAAGAUAAGAGUAGGGUAGACGUAACAGUGGAUGAGGUUUUCCAGGCAUGGAUGUUGGAACAAGAACAGCCAAUGAGGUCAGAACAGCCAGCAAGGUCGGGCCCAUAUUCCCAGUUGGCCAGUAAUAACAUGCCUCUGAUAGCUAAAUCGGGUGGUGACAAAUACCAAGCUUGGUCUCAUAGUGAUUUAACUGCCAUUAUGAGUAAACUCCCACCUAUCACCAGUGGUGGCGGCAGAUGGUUAAAUAAAUUAACCACGCUAUGUCAUGGCACAAUGCUGGCUUUGGGUGACAUCAGAUGCCUGUUAGGUCAGAUCCUGACCAAUGCACAAGUAAAAGAUUUUGAACAAAAUGCCAAUAUAAUAUUGCAUGACAAUGACACGCCAUAUACCACUGUGAGCACUGCAAUAGGCAAGGCUCUGAGGGUUCAGUUUCCUACUCCACCAACCGUAUACCAAAAUAUUAAAUUUAAAAUCAAACCAGAUGAGACAGGUGCAGCAUAUUAUUUCAGAUGCACAGCUGAAUGGGAACAGCUAACUGAAGAGAACGGUAUUAACAACCCGGUCACCAGGGAUGUCUUUAGGUCAGCAGUAAUGGCAGGGGCCCCACCCAGUGUUAAGCAGAUCAUGGAAAACAACCCAGACAUCCCUGCAGCGACAAAUGAGGUAUGGGAGAGACAUCUCAUAUAUCAUACAGAUAGAGCCCUUGAAAAAUCAAGUAAAGAGCUAGCUGAAGUAGAUAAAAUAAAAAAUGAGCUCCUAAAACUGCAGCUGGAACAGGCCAAACAAGCAAACACAAAGAAGAAGCAAAUGCUACAGCAGGCCCAACCAGACACCACCACAGGUACACCUAAUGCACCACAAACUACCCAGUACCCCAAUUCAUAUCCCAAUGGCCCACAAGACCCAUAUACAGGACCACUAUAUAGAGGAAACCCAUGGGGAGGGUAUCAACAAAAUAGGGGAGGCCCAAGGGGUAGGGGUGGAGCAGGUAGGGGUGGUUAUGGUGGAAUUGGAAGGAAUACAUGUUAUGUGUGUGGACAGGAGGGUCAUUGGGGACGUGAUUGUCCCAUAACAUGGUCACGGGCCCAAAAUUCCAGUGCUAGCUCACACAAUGGACCACCUGCAGGGGGAUGGGGUCCCCAAAGAGGUGGGGCCGGCCGUGGAGCUGGUGGCUAUGGCAGGGGGUCACCUAGACAGCACAACCUCCCACAACCAAAUUUUAUGGCGCCUAUGCACCCAACAUGGGGCCAAGGGGUACCAGUGUGGGUUCCCCAGUACAGAAACAAACCAGAUGCAGAAGAGGGAGUUAGGGCCACAGUGGAGGGUUUAUUGAGUAAACAAGUUUUAACUCCGGCAAGUUCUGAAUGGAACACGCCCAUCUUUCCAGUACCUAAACCCGGUACAGAUAAGUAUAGGUCAGGGUUCAAGGUGAGCAGGGAGAAGCUGCAGAUAUGCAGACCAUGCGUCACUUUUAUGGGUAGGAUGGUAACGGCACAGGGCUCCACACUGACACCACAACAGAGACAAAGCAUCAUGUCUCACCCAAGACCAGAGACUGUGAAAGACAUGUUGUCAUUUUUAGGCCUGACUGGCUUCAGCAGACAAUAUAUACCCAUGUAUGUGUCUGCUACUGCACCUUUAAGAGCAUUAGUGAGAGAACAGGGCAUGAAAAACCUAAGGGCAGAGUUAAUGUGGACCCCAGAGGCAGAAUCAGCUUUCAUUUCACUAAAAGCACAGUUGUCGCAGGCAGCUCAUCUUAAUUGUGCGGACUAUGCCAAACCAUUCAUACUGGAUGUAUCUGAAACUAAAAACAGUGCCAAUGGUGUGUUGUAUCAGAAAACAACAGGGGGACGAAAGGUUUUGAUGUACAGUAGUGUUUUGUUGGACCCCAUUGAGCAGAGACAGCCAGCAUGUGCUCGCUACGCGGCAGGGUUAGCCAAAUUGAUAACAAAAACAUCUCAUAUUGUAAUGGGUCACCCGUUGACCAUUCUCACUACUCAUUCUGUAAUGUCAUUUGUCAAUUCAACUGCUUUCACUUUCUCACCUCUCAGGCAAAGAAAGCUGGCCAAGAUUUUGGCUAGCCCCAACGUCACAUAUGUGCAUGAAGGUGUUAACAUGGCUGACUUAAUCACUGAAGGAGAGCCUCAUGAUUGCAUACCUUUAACUGAGAAAGCCAGCAAAAUUAGAGACGGCCUCUUUGCAGUACCGCUGCCAACUCCCCCACCAGCAAUGAUAUUGUUCACAGACGGUUGUUGUUUCAGGGCAUCGGAUGGUACAUUAAAGGCAGGGUUUGCUGUGGUUGAACAGGUUGAGGGUGAUUUUGUGACUAGAGUGAGUGGUAAAUUGGAGGGCAAGCAGUCAGCACAGAGAGCUGAAAUGAUAGCUGUGACCAAAGUCUUGCACUAUGCUGGUGAAGAGAGGGUAACUAUUUAUAGUGACUCUGCAUAUGUGAUAGGAGCUGUACAUGUAGAGCUGCCUGUGUGGCAGAGAUGUGGAUUUGUUACAACAACAGGCCGGCCUAUAACUCAUGCUAGCGAAGCCAGAGACCUAUUGCAGGCUCUGAUGAUUCCCGAUGAAGUGGCUGUGGUGAAAUGCCAGGGACAUGAUAAAGCAAACUCAGUUAUUGCUCGUGGAAAUGACGCUGCUGAUUGCGCUGCCAAAAAUGCUGCCGGGUACACAGCCACACAAUUUGUUGUGACCUCAGACAAAACAAAAUCAGACAUAUUACCACGUUUCACUCGUGAAUAUUUGAUAAAGGAACAGGCUGGUUCCUCACCUGAUGAAAAGAAUGCUUGGAGAGACCAUGGUGCUGUCCGUGCCGAUGACGGCCUGUGGCAGGCCCCGGAUGGGAGACCUGCCAUGCCCAUGUCACUCUGUGACUCAUUGUUUAAACAGGUGCAUACAGCGAGUCAUGUAUCUGACAAACAGAUGUUACGUGAUCUUCAGUAUUGGUGGCAUCCAUUUUUGACGUCUAUGGUGGCCAAUUACAUUAGAUCUUGUGAAGUGUGCUGUGAACAUAAUGUGAAGCCCACUGUUAAGCCCCAGAGAGGGUAUUUUCCAAUCACAACAGGACCUGGGGAUGAAAUCAUUAUUGAUUUCACUGACAUGAUAACUGGAGUGAGAGGGAAAAGAUAUGUUUUGGUGAUCGUCGAUUCGUUCACUGCCUGGCCUGAGGCCUAUCCGGUAGGCAGAGAAGACAGCACAGCUGUCAUCAAAUGUUUGAUAAAUCAUUAUAUCCCUAACCAUGGUUUCCCCAGACGUGUAAGAUCUGACAAUGGAAGUCACUUCAAAAAUGAACAUCUCAGACAGGUUGAGCAGGCAUUGGGUUUGACCCACAGCUUUGGGGCUGUUUAUCACCCACAAAGCCAGGGAAAAGUUGAAAGGAUGAAUUUGACUCUGAAAUUGAAACUUGCCAAAAUCUGUGCACAGACAAAAAUAACAUGGCUAGAUGCAUUACCAAUUGCAUUAAUGUCUAUCCGUUCUUCUGUUAACAGGAUUUCUGGUUUCACACCUUUUGAAUUGUUUACAGGUCGACAGUUUCCAGGCCCGAGGAAUGCCUUGGUGCAGGACCCAAUCCUGCCAUUAACUCAUGCUGCUUAUUUUGACAAACUAACUGCUAUGAUUGAACAUUUUUCCUGCCAGGCUACCAGACAACGGGACUGGGACAACGACCCAGCCCCUAGCCAGGCUGAUUGGGUGAGAGUGAAGGUGUUCCGGAGGAAGUGGAACGAACCCAGAUGGUCCAAACCGCUCAGAGUGACUGCCAGAACGUCACAUUGUGUGCAGCUACAGGGAAAAGGCGAAACCUGGUUCCAUCUCUCUUCUUGUGUUCCAUGUGAUUCUCCUUCUAGGUCUCUGACAGAUACAGGGGUGGACCUGAGGACUCAGGUCCAAGAGAGGGAGAGUGUUGAAGGUGAAAGUGCUAUAAGUGCUACAGAACAGAGAGAACAGAGAGAAACUGAACCAACAACAUUGGUAACACCAACACAACAUCAACAACAAAGUCAACAAACAGUUUGUAAAAUUUUGUACAAAACAGGUGACCUUUUUUCCAGUCCAAUAACAGAGCCUUUAGCACACUGUGUUAGUGCAGAUUGUGCAUAUGGAGCAGGUAUAGCCGUACAAUUCAAGGCAAAGUACGGAAUACAAAAGGUUUUAAGUCAGAACAAACACACAGGUGAAUGUGCAGUUACCCAUGAGGACGACGGCAGACUGAUUUUUCAUUUAAUAACCAAACAAAACUGUACUGAUUUACCAACAUAUGAGAAUUUUACCCACAGCCUCAGAUGCAUGAGAGAUUGGUGUGAGAAAAAAGGAAUAACAAGUGUAUCUACUCCCCGGCUGGGGUGUGGGUUAGAUAAAUUGGACUUCCAUAAGGUGGUGGAGAUCCUGACAGAAGUGUUCAGGGACCUGAACAUCACAAUUACGGUUUAUUCAUUGUGAAUGACAUCUAAGUUUUAGUUUUACUAUUAUUAUCAUGUUACUUCCUUUUAAUUUUGUAUUAGUAUUAUCGUUUUACGUCUUUUACUAUACUCCUACCUUUUAUCAAGUAUUAAGUUUAAGAGUGUUUUUUGAAUUUAGCCAACAGGCAUACGUGUAUUUUUCCACAGAGAUGAAGCUGUGUGGGAAUUGGAAGGUUCUGUGGGCCCUAGGGGUUAUAACUGCAAUUAUAAUUAUCAUGAGAUUCAGCAUAAACUAUGGAGGUAAUCUGAAAAAUGACAAAAGGUCCAAAACAACAUCACAAGAUCAGUGUUUAAACAGAUAUGGGGGAAUUGAGUUAAAUUACAUAAAAAAUUCAAAGACAUCAUACACCUUUGAUUUAUGCAGUGUGAUAGAUUGUGGAGGGAAGAAUAGCUCAUGGAGGGGAUAUGAUAUAUACUUGUGUCUGGAUAUUAUUACCACACUGUGGUGUCGGGAGCGAGGCUAUGAUGACAGAUCAUGGUGCCCAAGAUGGAGUAGUGUAGUGGCUUAUACGGGAACAUGGGAUCUCCUAAAGAGGACGGGUACAGAUGGGGAAAUGUGGGAAAACUUAAAAAUACAAAGAGAUUACAGUCCAGUUCAAAAUCCUGUUACCAUGUCAAUAGGAGAGUGGAGCAGGUUACCCCGGGGAGGCACAGCUAUGAGGUAUGGGGGAAAGGAGG
This is a messenger RNA of Paramisgurnus dabryanus, 6242 nucleotides long. The record is from RefSeq and is a predicted model, not a curated record. Lineage: Eukaryota; Metazoa; Chordata; Actinopteri; Cypriniformes; Cobitidae.